UCAAGUUUUUAUUUUUAUUAAUUAAGCUUAUAUGAAUCAAUUAAAUAUCAAUUUAAUCAAUUAGAUAAAUUAUUAGAAUUACAAUCAAUAUAAGUCAUAAAUACAUCAACUUAUCUGUUAAAUAUUUUGUAAUUGUAUUCUAAUAUGUCGCUACCUCCAAUCGAUUUUACCGUUCCACCGCCUCGAUUAAAUGUUCCAGCACCUCCUGUAGCCACCGUGCCGUCGCAAACGUUGUUCAACUAUCCGCCGCCACCACCACCGGCACCCUCGACCAAUCUAUCACAACCUUAUAGUUCUGUACAAGGAAUGCCACCAAUGACUAUACCACCGCUCUCCCAUACAACUUCAUAUCCGCCGCCUCCCUACCCGCCUCCUUACCCACCCACUCAACCGCCACCAAGCUAUGGGUACUAUGGAGACACAGGUUAUUAUUAUAACCAAGCAACCACAAACAACGAAAAUCAAUGCACAUCUCGAAGCUGGAGUAGCAAAUCUAGUGCUAGUGAAAUGAAGGUUAAUGAAAAAUCCCCUAUUUCCACUCCCAGUUCUUCCAGAUGUUCCAAUAGACAUGAUGAUUCACGGAGUGUGGAAAUAUUUAAAAAAGAUUCAAGUGAAAAACCCUGGUCAUCCAAAGAUAGUAUAGCGUCUAGCUCAAGGUCUCGAAUCAGUCCUAGAAGAGAUUGCAGCUAUGAUAGAGAGAGAAAGGAAGCAAGAAGCAGGUCUUACAGAUCUAGAAGUCCAAGUUAUAGUUCGAGUUACAGCCACCAUAGCAGAAGCAGUUCCCACAGAGAAAGGGAUGAUAGAUAUUAUAGGAAACGGUAUGAAGAAGAGAGAAGGGAAUAUGAGCUUAGGAAAUAUUAUUUGGAAAGAAGAGAGAGACACAGGUAUGAAAGAGAAAGGUCCAGUAGUCAUAGACGGGAACAUGGAGAUGAUAGAUAUGAGGACAAAUACAGGCCUUCGUCUCAUAGGAGCAGAGAAUCAUCAUCUGUUUCAUCAAGAAGGUCUGAAGCACCACACAAACCAAUGACUGAUAGAGAAAAAAUAUUAGAAGACUACAGGAGAAAUUACUGUAAAACUUCAGAAGAUUUAAUCAAGAGGAUGGAGAAAUGGUCUAAAGAACAUCAAUCUGAUGAAGAGGAGCAGAAUCCAAAAAUAUGGUACAGAAGUUCUCCAGCUGAAUUAUAUUACAAGGCAAUAGAGGGUGGUAGUGGUGUGGAACAAACUCGUAAACUGGAGAAAGUGUGUGAGAAUUUCUUUACUCUGCUCAUUGAUAGAGGCAGGAAAGCAAGGCCUGAAGUUGACGAGCUGCCUCCCUUGAAGCCACAGAAGGCUAAGCGAUGUAAACAUCAUGAUGAAGGUUCAUCUUCUUCAUCAUCAUCUUCAUCGGAAGAAGAAGAUUGUCUGGAUGAGGAGAAUCUGCAAGGCUAUACAGACAGAAUGAUGUUGGAACUUCAGAGAAAGCAGAGUCAUCCAAGGAGAUUGCAUCCGGAAUUAUGGUUCAACAAUACUGGUGAAAUGAAUGGUGGCCCGCUGUGCAGAUGUAGCGCUCGGGCAAGACGAUUCGGUAUUCGCCAUGGAGUGUAUGCGGGAGAGCAACAGUUUCCCAAGUGUAUCCCAACACAGAGCAAUAUUGAGAAAUUGUACCAUUAUAGAAUAACCGUAUCGCCCCCCACCAAUUUUCUUAUCAAAGCUCCGACAAUAAUAAGCCAUGAUGAACACGAAUUUCUGUUUUCUGGUUUUUCGAUGUUCUCACAUUACAAGUUGGCGAAAUUACCCACAUGUAAAGUUAUAAGGUUUAAUAUCGAAUAUACUAUUUUGUAUGUGGAAGAACCGGCGCCAAAGAAUUUUACAGUCCAAGAGCUGGAUAUGUUUGAGGAAUUUCUAUUCAAGGAGUUAUUAGAGUUAGUAGACUUGGACCUUGGUAAAGGUUCAGAUACAACUUGUUCCCAGUUUCAUUUUAUGCCACGAUUUGUAAGGUAUUUACCAGAAGGAGGUUGUGAGGUAUUAUCAAUGUGUGAAGUAUUAAAAUACUUAAUAGAUGAAAGUGGUCUAUUGAUCCCACCAGAAUCACUCGAAGAAGUACAUAACAUGGAUCAUUAUCAUUGGCAAAAAUUUGUUGACAGGAUUAAAGGCAUGAUAGUGACAUAUCCAGGGAAAAAGCCCUGUUCAGUUCGAGUGGAUCAAAUAGAUCGCAGUCCUCCGUUUAGUGUUAAAAAUUCCAAAGAUAUUAGUACAUUUUACCCGGAAAUUGUGCAUUUCGGUAUACGACCACCUCAACUCAGUUAUGCGGGUAAUCCAGAAUACCAAAAAGCCUGGCGUUUUUACGUAAAGUACCGUCAUUUGAUAGCCAACAUGGCGAAACCAUCUUUCAACGAGCGCCAAAAGCUCGCGGCCAAAGAAGCGACGUUACAAGAAAUGCGCACACAGAGUAAAAUGAAAAGAGAUGUCACAGUCGCUAUAUCGUCUGAAGGUUUCCACACUACGGGGCUUAUGUGUGAUGUUGUGCAACACGCCAUGUUAAUCCCAGUUCUGGUCCGUCACUUGCGUUUCCACAAAUCUCUAGACAGUCUCGAGAACAUAAUCAGUUAUAAAUUCAAACAAAGGGCUUUACUUCAAACGGCUUUAACGCACCCUUCGUAUAGAGAGAACUUUGGCACAAAUCCUGAUCAUGCGAGAAAUACGCUAACAAAUUGUGGGAUAAGACAACCUGAGUAUGGGGAUAGGAGAAUUCAUUAUACUAGAAAGAAAGGUAUUGUGACCCUAAUCAACAUAAUGUCACGUUUCGGCAAAAGCAACGAAACGGAAUCGGAAAUCAAACACAACGAGAGACUCGAGUUCCUCGGUGACGCAGUGGUUGAGUUCAUAUCGUCCAUACAUUUGUUCAAAAUGUUCCCCGGUUUAGCUGAAGGUGGUCUAGCUACGUAUAGAGCGGCUAUCGUGCAGAACCAACAUCUAGCUUUGUUGGCUAAGAAUAUAGGCUUAGAACAAUACAUGCUGUACGCGCACGGGUCGGAUUUGUGUCGAGAAGUAGUGAUGCGUCACGCUAUGGCCAAUUGCUUUGAAGCUCUCAUGGGCGGACUUUUCCUUGAUGCUGGACUUGAGAUAACAGAUCGCGUAUUCGCACAAGCGCUAUGGCACAACGAGCCUAUACUGUACGACAUUUGGAUGAAGGAACGAGCACACUCGUUGCAAGAACAAGAGCCUUUGGGAGAUCGGCAGUAUAUCAAAGACUUUGAGUUUCUGCAAAAGUUGACCGCUUUUGAGGAGUCUAUAGGUGUAAAAUUCAAGCACAUUCGUCUCCUAGCGCGAGCAUUCACAGACCGUUCAGUGGGUUUCACGAACCUAACCCUAGGUUCUAACCAGCGUUUAGAGUUCCUAGGCGAUACGGUACUACAGCUUGUUGUAUCUGAUAAACUGUAUAGGCACUUCCCUGAACAUCAUGAAGGGCAUUUGUCGUUACUACGUUCGUCACUAGUAAACAACCGUACACAAGCGAUGGUGUGCGACGACCUUAACAUGUCGGACUACGCGAUAUACAACAACCCUAAAGCGAAACCGACCGCCAAAAAACAUAAGGCUGACCUGCUUGAAGCUUUCCUGGGUGCUUUGUAUAUUGAUAAAAAUCUAGAAUACUGUCAAGUGUUCUGUAACGCGUGUCUAUUCCCACGUUUACAAGAGUUCAUUAUGAAUCAAGACUGGAACGAUCCAAAGUCGAAAUUGCAGCAAUGUUGCCUCACUCUACGCUCUAUGGAAGGAGGGGAACCGGAUAUACCUGUUUACAAGGUGAUCGAGUGUCUGGGCCCGACGAACACGCGCGUGUACACGGUGGGCGUGUACUUCCGCGGGCGGCGGCUGGCGGCCGGCCGCGGCCACUCCAUACAGGAGGCCGAGAUGAACGCGGCCGAGCAGGCGCUCAGCUGCGCGCACGAACUAUUCCCUCAACUGGACCACCAGAAGCGUGUAAUCGCGAAGAGCAUGAAGCGCAAGCGCAAACGUCACGACGGUGUGGAUAGCUAUAACAGCACUAAGGACAUUCUCCUCAAACAAGACGAGGACAAAGUGCCCAAAGCGUAUCGAUCAGAUAAUAAACUGGAAGAAAGUUCCGAAUCGGACAACCCCGUAUCAGACACGGAAGUUAAAGAAUUAAAAUCUGACGAUGAACGACAUGACAAUGACGAUGAUGACUCUGGUCUUGAUAGCGACACAGAGACAGAUAAAUAUGAAAAUGUACAAGUCAGCAGUCUUCUAAACGAUAUGGAAAAAUUGAAACAGGAUCUAAUAGCUCGCAACGAAUAUGACAAGUUGAAGGAGAAAUGCAGGAAAUCCGAUUCGGAUGAUGAUUAGAGUGAGAACUUGUAGGUAUUUUCUGUUUUUGUGGU
This is a messenger RNA of Colias croceus (clouded yellow), 4379 nucleotides long. It is a transcript of the gene drosha, whose product is annotated as ribonuclease 3. Gene Ontology annotation, cellular component: nucleus. The coding region runs from base 145 to 4344 and encodes 1399 amino acids. The record is from RefSeq and is a predicted model, not a curated record. The transcript has 19 exons. NCBI's taxonomy places the organism in Eukaryota, Metazoa, Arthropoda, Insecta, Lepidoptera, Pieridae. Gene Ontology annotation, molecular function: ribonuclease III activity; double-stranded RNA binding. Gene Ontology annotation, biological process: rRNA processing; primary miRNA processing; pre-miRNA processing.